CAGGCCACGCCCCUGAGUGUCAGUUUUCGUUUGACAGUGAGUAAAGUUUGUUGGGAGUCGUUGAGUUGUCAGUGAUUUUAACCUUUUUGCUUAAUUUCGCCUGUUUUUUUCGGAUUUUACUAUAACAAUGGAAUAACAAAUAAGAAUGGUGGUGAAUUCAGUCCACUGGUUUCGUAAAUGUCUGCGGUUGCACGAUAAUCCUGCGCUGCAGGAGGCCCUGAAUGGAGCGGACGCAGUGCGCUGUGUUUAUAUUCUAGACCCCUUUUUUGCUGGAGCUGCUAACGUGGGAAUCAACCGAUGGAGGUUUCUCUUGGAAGCUCUGGAGGACCUGGACAGCAGUCUCAAGAAGCUCAAUUCCAGGCUUUUUGUAGUCAGAGGCCAGCCUACAGAUGUGUUCCCCAGGCUUUUCAAGGAGUGGAACGUGACCAGGCUGACCUUUGAAUAUGACCCAGAGCCUUACGGGAAAGAGAGGGAUGGCGCAAUCAUUAAGUUGGCCCAAGAAUUUGGAGUGGAGACCAUUGUCAGAAACUCUCAUACCCUCUACAACCUAGAUAGGAUAAUAGAGAUGAACAACAACAGUCCUCCUCUGACGUUUAAGCGUUUUCAGACUAUUGUGAGCAGACUGGAGUUGCCUAGGAGACCUCUGCCUCCCAUCACUCAGCAACAAAUGGACAAAUGUCACACCAAAAUAGAAGACAACCAUGACCAGCUAUACAGUAUCCCUUCUUUAGAAGAAUUAGGUUUCAGGACAGAUGGUUUACCUCUGGCUGUGUGGCAUGGAGGAGAGUCUCAGGCAUUGGACAGACUCGGUAAACAUCUGGACAAAAAGGUGUGGGUAACCAGCUUGGAGCACUCCCGUGUUAAAACCUGCUCUCUAUAUGCCAGUCCUACCGGUCUCAGCCCCUACCUGCGUUUCGGGUGUCUGUCCUGCAGGGUUUUGUACUACAACCUGAGAGAGCUCUACAUGAAGGUCCGCAAACGCUGUACUCCUCCUCUGUCCCUGUUCGGCCAGCUCUUAUGGAGGGAAUUCUUUUACACUGCAGCCACCAACAACCCAAACUUUGACCGUAUGGAUGGAAACCCCAUCUGUGUCCAGAUCCCAUGGGACCAGAACCCAGAAGCACUGGCCAAGUGGGCUGAGGGUCGGACUGGUUUCCCCUGGAUCGACGCCAUUAUGACCCAGUUGAGACAAGAGGGCUGGAUCCACCACCUGGCGCGGCACGCUGUGGCCUGCUUUCUCACCAGGGGAGACUUGUGGAUCAGCUGGGAGAGCGGCAUGAAAGUGUUUGAGGAACUGCUGCUGGAUGCAGACUGGAGUGUGAAUGCUGGUAGCUGGAUGUGGUUGUCCUGUAGUGCUUUCUUUCAGCAGUUCUUCCACUGCUACUGUCCUGUUGGCUUCGGAAGGAGAACUGACCCGACGGGAGACUACAUCAGGCAUUACAUCCCCAUUCUUAAGGACUACCCGAACCGGUAUAUCUAUGAGCCAUGGAACGCCCCUGAGUCACUACAGAAAGCAGCCAACUGUGUGGUGGGAGUGGAUUACCCCAAACCCAUGAUCAACCAUGCAGAGAGUAGUAGGCUUAACAUUGAGAGGAUGAAACAAGUUUACCAGCAGCUUUCCCACUACAGAGGACUCAGUCUGCUAGCAUCUGUACCAACAAUCCAGGAAGAAGCAGAGCCACCGAUGACUGAUGAGUCCCAGACCAGCAGUGGCCCAGAUUCUCCUCAAAGAGUUCCUGCAAACACAGAGGAAGAUGUCUGCUAUGAAGCUCCUGAUUCUUCGACAGUCUGUCCAUCCUCCACAUCAGCCCCACAUCCAGACCAGGAGUACCAGGCUCCUUGCAUCUCCUCAGGUUGCCACACUGAUCCCAGUCAUCCUCCUUCCCUUUCCUCAAUACAGGGACACAGCCCACCGUUAAAGUCCAAACCGUGCUCCCCUUCAUCUUCUUGUUCAUCUCAGUCAUCCUCAUUGGGAACAAAGAGAAAAGGCCUUAGCCGCAAGGUGCGACGUGGCCAAAGGCAGCGAGGGCGACAGUACUGCACUCUAACAGCUCGCGAGGAGGCUACAGGACAAGAGGAGACGAUGGAGGAGGACAUGGAGCAGGAGGAGGAAAGAAUGGAGGAGGAAGAGGAGACUUGUGCAGAAACUGCAGGACAGCUAGAGUGAUAAAAGGUGGAAUGUAAAAGAAGAAUGAGGGAAGAAAUAAAUCCCGCACACCGGGACACGUAAAGACACACAAAGAACAAUCUUCUGGAUAUGUGGAUAAAUACAAACAGAAGCAUGUAUAUAACACUAGUGAAAGAUGUACAAAAGCAUUUAGAUCCUACUUCAGUCAAGAGAAAUGCUAAAAAGCUGUCUAGAUGAGCAUUUUAAUCAUAUCAUUAAAAGUAACUUGACUGCAUGUGGAGGUUCAUUUCCCUCAGAAAUUCUUAAGUAUGAGUAAACGUUUAUAGAAUUCCACCUCUGAAGCACACGGUGAAUAAGAAGCAAUGUCAACUUCUUCACACUGAAGCCAUACAACACACAGUGGCACUUGUUCUUCCCUUAGCACUCAAUGUGUCUGUCAUAUUUCUGCACUAGACAAUCUCUAAGGUGAAAUGACGAUUUUACAUACAGUGACUUGUUACUAUGCUUUACGAGGUUUAACGAGUGAUGAUCUGAAUUGCAAACUAAAUGAAGAUGAACAAGUAAAGCUAAGUAUGCUGGAAACCAUCUGUGGCGGAGGUGUGGUCCCGGGCGCGUCUGCAGGGGAGGAGUGGUGCAGUGUUUUCACCGGCAUCUCCAGCACCGCCCCGUUGAGCCCACUGCACCACUCCUCCCCUGCAGACGCGCCCGGGACCACACCCCCGCCACACCAUCUUGUGCUCUUUGAUAGAAGAAAUUCAACGUCACUUCUUCAAGUUCAACCUGACAUAGGCCGGCCAUCUUGAGAGUUCACAAUUAUAUUUUGUACAGGGAUGGUUAGCAGUAGACAACUGUGCACUUGUCGUAGCAUGGGGAACCGUUCCAGUUAAGAACUGGUACCACACUGCACAGUCUUCAUCUUUAACUACAGCUGCAGGUAUCAGCCCACCAAAAGCUUCAGGCAAGUUUUACUGGGUUAUACACUAGGUUCAGAUUUUGCAGCAUCCCAAUCUUCCCUUUAAAGGAAAGACCAAGGGUAGAUUGGCUUUAUUUUGUGCACUGUAUAAAGUUGUAUCUUCAACUUUUUGCCAUCUUUUCUUACCAAAGACUGAGCAUUAGCCCAUGUAACAUGGAUUUUCUUGUCAAAGAAACAGACUAGACUUAACUUGCUCUCGACCAAGUUAAGUCUAGUUGUUAAAGCUCAAACACCUUCAAAACUGAAGUUGCUGUAACACAUACAGCCAAAUUCAAAAAAGUUUCGGGGGCUUUUUUGUUUUUGUAAAUAGUUUUGACGAAGAAAAGCACCAAGACUUCUUUUUUUUUUCUACUCAAAAAAAUACACAGACGUGAAAUGGUUUUAUGCUCAUGUUGAGCAUUAAAUCAGCUGGGUUUUUCUUCUUCUUCUCUUUUUUUCUUCUUCUCAGUCUGAAUCUUGCAUGUGGCUUCAGUGUGAAGACAGUUUUAGGAGGCACUUGUUUACACAGUUGCUCCAAGCUCCAACUGUUUGUAAAUACUGUAAAUCCCCAAUUUUGAAUAUAUCUGAUAUUUUUUGUUACUAACUAUGGUAACUAGGGAAUUGGCUAAUAUUUGAUUGUCUAUGAAUCCUUUGUGUAUUUGAUGGUUUGUGGAAAAAAUGGCAAAUGGCUGACUGAAUAUGACAGUGGAUCCUGUAGAUAUGGUGCAGGGGGAUGGCAGGCAUGAAAGAGUCAUUUUCCUCUGUGGCAACUUAAGAUCCUGCUUGUGUCACCUGAAUAUAGCAGAAACAAGUGUUGUGCUUUUCUCCUCACAUUUAUCUGUUUGUAUAUAAAAUUAAAUAUCAUAACCUGUCUAUUUUGCUAGAAAUAGUAUGGAGGGGUUUUCAUAAAGGCUCAUGGCUGCCCAGAGUGUCCACUAGAGGGCAACACCAGAUCCAGCAGUGAGUGUACUACAGUGAUUCCACAGCUUGUUUUUUCUCUUCGCCUGCAGGAAUAAUAAUAAUAAUAACGAUAAUAAUAAUAAAGUUAAACUGACUAUCAUUCCCUUGUUUCCUUCAACCAACAAUUUUAAAAAGAAAGUGUUUUACUUUUUGAAUAGAUUGGAUUAGCUUAAUCGCUUUCUUUCACCAGCAAAGUUCAAAGAUCUUCAGGAUCAUGGCUCAACAGCUAUGAAUAAGUAAAGUGACACACAUCGGUACACCCUGAAAUAAUUUUGCAAUUGAUAUAUUAUCUGCUGAUUAUUAGUAAUUUAAAAAAAAUUCUAGGUGACAACUUUAACUUUAGCAUAAAAUAUUUUUAUGAAUGAUUAGUCACUUUGCCAAAACAAAUUGCAGGAAAUUGUAUUUUUUUUAAGUCAGCUACCAUAGACAUCUCCAACUUAUAUUGAUAGACAGAAAUAAAAGACUACUUCAAUAAAAGAUGUACUUUUCCUUUGUGUCAAACAAAUCUCCGUAAAUGUAAUUAUUAAAUAUAAUUAUGAAGUCUAUAACUUGUAAUUUAUAUGCACAUGUUUGUGUAAAACAAAAAAGGUAAAUUUGACAACCAUGCAUAAGUCAAAUUUACCUGCAGGAGAAAAAAGCAAGUGGAAACUAUACGCUGGCCAGAAAAGUUCAGUUCCAACUUUUCCUAGAAGCAACAGCAGUGCUGACAUGCUGGUGUGCUCCUUCACAUUCUACUUGCUGACAGCAUAAUGUGUUGCCUGAGUCCAGCAUGAAAUACUUGGUUAUUUAUUUGUUUUGUAUUCUAAACAUAAUGUUUAUUUUCAUUAAAACUGAUGAAAAGUUG
Molecule: messenger RNA, 4884 nt
Organism: Haplochromis burtoni (Burton's mouthbrooder)
Lineage: Eukaryota; Metazoa; Chordata; Actinopteri; Cichliformes; Cichlidae
Gene: cry2
Product: cryptochrome circadian regulator 2
Exons: 13
Coding region: 146-2167 (673 amino acids)
Biological process (GO): negative regulation of DNA-templated transcription; circadian regulation of gene expression; entrainment of circadian clock by photoperiod
Cellular component (GO): nucleus; cytoplasm
Molecular function (GO): DNA binding; FAD binding
Source: RefSeq, a predicted model, not a curated record